Molecule: messenger RNA, 1023 nt
Organism: Penicillium riverlandense
Lineage: Eukaryota; Fungi; Ascomycota; Eurotiomycetes; Eurotiales; Aspergillaceae
Product: short-chain dehydrogenase
Exons: 3
Coding region: 1-1023 (340 amino acids)
Source: RefSeq, a predicted model, not a curated record
AUGGCCAGCUUCUUCGACUUCGUCCGCGAUCAGCGCACCAAGCUCCCCAUUGUCCAGGCGCCGGCCACCCUCACAGGUGGAACCUACGUCGUGACCGGCGCCAACACGGGCCUGGGCUUCGAGUGCGCAAAGCACCUGGUCCGGCUCGGUGCCGCCCGCGUCGUACUGGCCGUUCGUUCGCGCGAGAGGGGCGAUGCCGCCCUGAUGGCAAUUCGGAAAGCAACUGGCCGUCACGACGUGGGCGAGGUGUGGGAGUUGGACCUCGCGUCGUCUGACUCGAUCGAGGCGUUCGCCAAACGGCUGGACGCGCUUGACCGGUUGGACGCGCUGAUCGAGAACGCGAGCAUUAUCAUAACACGAUUCAAUGUCGCCGAGGGCAUGGAGCUGAGUCUCAUGGUCAACGUCGUCGGCACGAUGCUGCUGGCCGUCCGCGCACUGCCCAAGCUUCAGCAGUCGGCGCACAAGUUCAACAUUCAGGGACACCUCGUGGUCGUCUCCAGCACCGCGGCCCUCGGUUCGAAAAUGAAAGGAACUGUGGAUGGGCUCCAGGGCGACGUCUUCGAUGCGCUGAGCCAGGAAAAGAAUUUCAACGCACGUGUCCAGUACCCCACGACCAAACUGCUGCAGAUCUACGCCGUGCGCCAGCUUGCUUCGCUAUUCCCCGUGUCCGAAACGAACGUCAUUAUCAAUAUGACGAACCCCGGCCUAUGCUACACGGAACUGGACCGCAAUCUCCCCUGCGUGGGCCGGCUGUAUAUGGCCGGGAUGCGAAAAAUGUUGGCGCGGACCGCGGAGGAGGGCAGCUGGAUGCUUCUUCAGGCCGCCUUCGCCAGCACCGAAAGCCACGGCAAGUGGUGCUCGGAAUGCGCGAUCAAAGAUCAUGUCAUCCCCCCGUGGGUAUCCGAUAACGACGGCGCCCGCACGCAGAAGCGCGUCUGGGUGGAUCUGGUCAAGAGAUUGGACGCUCAAGGCCACGGGUUGGAUGUCGGGAGGCUUUUGGCAGAGACAACCGAGGCAAACUGA